ACGUCUCAGCCGGGUUGCACCUGCCUGACUUACCUGGACAAAUUAGUCUGUGUUUAUACAGUCUGGGUCUGUAGUACAGUUUAUACCGUACGUUGUGUGGUGACGCUCUGAGAUUGGGUGUACGUGUACAGGAUACGUGAACAUAAGAAAGUGGAUGUACAUGUAUUACUUCAUAUUCAUGUGCAUAAUUGAAGUCGUCCAGUAAUACGGACUUCAAAAGGAAUUCUAUAUAUUCCGCAGGUGGUCAGAAUUCAGGAGGAUUAGGGUGUGACUUCAGCACAGGAUAGAGGACAGAUUCCAGGAUGUUGAGGGGUGUGUUAGUGAUAGCUGUCUGCCUUGUGGCCAACUGCGCUGCACAGAAAGCAGAACCUCCUAAAAUCAACAGUGGAUUUUUAAAGAAGAUAUUUUUUCGGGAUGUAACCGAUUCAAAAACAUUAGAUUGUACAGCUGAUGGAAUCCCUGCUGUAGAGUAUGAGUGGCAUCGGAAUGGUGUGAAGAUCAUUGAACAGCCCGGUUCUGUAGAAGUCAGUGGCGGGAGGCUACAGCUGUUGAGGCCCACUCUCAAUGAUGAGGGCUUUUAUCAGUGCUUCGCCAGUAAUUCGCACGGAAAAUCCAUGUCUACUGUCGUGGAAAUUCAGAAGGCUUAGUUACUCGGCUAUAAAACACUUCCGGUUGCGAAUAUUGGGACGCAUGAUGUUGGUUCUCACGUGACCUUAACCUGUCGUGACCAACCAAUGAGCGUGCCCACUGCCGUCUAUGAUUGGUUCAUUGGCAAGUCUGAAGCUAUCAUAACUGGAGGUCGAAUCGUCAUUGAUCAAGUAGGAGAUCUACAUUUCAUCAGUGUGGAAAUGGGUGAUGAGUUGGCUGGAGAAAAGACGUACAACUGCUCCCUCUACAAUGUGGUUGCUCAGCUCAGGGUCUAUGGUAGCCCCACCAAAUUUAAAGUCAACCCAGUUACACCCGCCCCAAGGGACCCAGCUGUGGUAUGGUUUACAGACAGGGAAAGCUCUGUCGCCUUACUUGGGAAAACACUCACCCUGCAAUGUAUACCUGAUGGAUACCCAUUACCCAAGAUAGAGUGGGCCAGAACAGGCGGCUCACUGCCUGUGGGGCGUCACAUUAUCAGUGACGACAAGUACACAUUGGAGAUCUCAAAUGUGACGGAGGCGGAUGAAGGAACCUACACCUGUACAGCUGUACACGGAAGCCAGAGGUCUGUUCAGAACAUCUUUGUGGAUGUGAAAUCGGAGCCUAUUUGGGUGGAGAAGCUGAAAUCUAUGAUAGUGACGACAGGAAAGACUGUUGAGUUCAAGUGUGUGGCAAGAUCGGCUGUAGGGGAGCAGGACAAUCCACUGGUACAGUGGUUCCAGAACGGCAAACCUCUAAGCGCUGGAAUAACAGGCAAAAUAGAAGUGUCUGGAACAAAACUUACUGUCAGUGGCGUCAGUAAACCAUACGAUCUCAUGAAUAUCCAGUGUAACGUGUCCAACAGCAUUGGUUAUCAGCUGGCAGAUGCUUUCCUUAACGUCAUAGACCAAACCAAACUGGAUGUGAGGCCCGAACCAAAGUAUCUCAUUGACCCUGGCAAGGUGUUGGAGGUGCAUAUUAUGGCUGUCGCCGACCCUCUCUAUCACAGGCUUCUUACCUACAGAUGGUCUACGGUGAAGGAUGGUCAGGCAGUUAGUAAAAACCCUGCUGAUCCUGUCUACGUGGAUGUGUCAAACACACUGAUCAUCAACGCAACGCGGUUGGAUCGAGAUCAGGCCUUCCUGGAUAUCCUGGGCAAUUACAGCUGUCUGGUGUCGAUGGGGCUGGAGAAAGGCGAAGGCGAUGUGGUAGUCUAUACCCACAUCUCGUCUGAUGAGGAAGAAGCAAUCAUAGCCGAGGCUGCCAUGGAGCUGUGGUGGAUCGCUAUCGUCAUUGCUGUUAUUGUGCUUAUCCUCAUUAUCAUACUCAUCUGCUGCUUGCUCUACCGGAACCGUGGCGGAACCUACCCUGUGGAUGAGAAGGAACGUAGGGCAGGUCACGAUCCCGAGAAAGAGCUAGCUGACAGUGGCUUCCAGGAUCUGUCCAGGGCUGAUGCCCCCGACGAGAAAAAGCCUUACGGAAACCCGGAUCAGGUAUCUCUUACCAAUGACCCACCACUAGGGGGCGACACUGACAGUCUGGAUGAGUAUGGGGAACCCGACUCUAGCAAGUUCAACGAAGACGGUUCUUUUAUUGGCAACUAUGGCGGGCGGAAAGGACGGGAUAUGAACCAGUCGACAGUGUAAUAUCCGCCCUUGACCUUGCUCAAUACUUCUCUGGAAGCUGCCUUAAUAUUCUCAAACAGCUGUAACCUGUUUUUUGGAAGAAUGACGAGCAUUUUUGCUCCAGGGGUUUGGUUUCUCUGUUCUGUGUUUUUUUUUUUUUUUUUUCUUGCGAUGAGUGUGUUGUGGAUUGAAAAAAAUUUGCUUUGUCAAAGUACUGACAUGUUUAGGAUAAUUAAAGAAAUGAGUGGGUUUUCACAGUUGUUCAAAACCAAAUGUUUUUGAAGGAAAACAUGAGUGGAUAUGGAUGUUCAGGUGGGCUUGUGUGUAAAUCCAAGAUAAACCCACAGGUAGAUAGAACAUCAUCACUAGCAGUUGUAUAUUACACCAGAAUUUUGAUCCUAAGAUGAUAUACUGUAUUUCAAAUCAUUCACGUACAAUGUGCGAUAUUUGUAAGAGAGUUGUGGCAAAACCAAAUUCCUUUACAUCUGCUCGUCACAAUGUUGGUGAUUGUAUCAAGUGAGAUUUUUACAUUGUGUGUGACAAGUGAGAACAGUUUUUAUCCAUGCAUGUAGAUCAUACAUAUUCAUGAGAACUGGUAAGAAGUUUAGAGCUCAUCACGUCAUUUUGUCUGUAUCCUAAGGCUAUGCAGUUUUCUCAACCAGACCCACAGCUAGUUUUCAUCAAGUGUCCAGAAAAAACAUUUAACUAAUGAAUUGUUUAAGCAUUUAUUUUGUUCAUUCAUGCAUUUGGAGAUAUAUGGUAGUGAAGAAGAAAAGUUUAGAUUACAUGUACAAAUAUGUGUAACUUUGAAUGGUUCAUGUUAAAUCUCAAACCUUGUCUGAAGACUAUCUUUGUGAGCUAUGGGAUGAUAAAGUCUGAUCUUUUAAUGUCUGUGGAUGAUGUUUGGACAGACAAAAUGAAUGAUGUUUUGUGUAAUUCCAUAGCUCUCAGUAUCUGCUCAUAUACACAUAAACAUCUCACAUUGGUGAGUGACGUUUUUUUCACCUGUUCUGAGGAAUGUUAAUAUUCAAUGCAAAAGGGAGAGAACUCUUGAUGAUAAUGAUAAAUUGAAUGCCUUGUCUUUAAACAAUGUCACAUUGUUGCUCGAAUCAUUCCACACUUAACUUGUGUUGUCAUAAAUACUGUAUCUUCAGAUAGCAUAAAUAUGCUUUUCUUCACAAAUGGACGAGCCAUAUGUGCUUCUGAUUGAGAACAUAAGCUUUAAUCAUUCACAUUAUGGGGAUUUCCCCCAAUACCUGUAAACGUUCAAAACCCCAAAUGGCCAAUACCUAUAAAACCCCAAAUGGCCAAUAGCUAUAAACGUUCAAAACCCCAAAUGGCCAAUACCUAUAAACGUUUUAAACCCGAAAUGGCCAAGCAAUAAAUUCAUUAUGCUGUAUGCAGAAAAAACAACUCUCACUAAAUGAGAAUGGAUUUUGUACCCCAGUGAAGGUGACUACUGUCCUCAAAGUGAGUGGCAACCACUCUUGAAACUGACUACGGCGUUAAGGACUAAUGAAAUUGAUAAAUGCACAAGUUUUUUUCAUGCAUGAAUAAGGUGCGUGCGUGUAGGGAAAUGACUGGAUUGUCCUCCCCUGCAUUCAUUUAUUAAUCACAAAUACUGUAAAACUCCUCAGGUUUUCAGCCGUCUACAAGGUCAGUCCAGCAUUGACCUACCCUGUCUUUUUCUACAUUCCUGAUAAACAGUAGGCCUUUAGUGUCUUUUUUUUUUUUUUUUUAAUUAUUGCAUUCUCUAAAGAAAAGUCAUUUGAUAUGCUGCUGCAGAACUUACCCUGGCAGCAUCUGAGAUGUGGCGAGAUGUGAUCUCUGGAAUCUGUCGGGGAGGAAGCUGGCUCUUCCAACAGCUAACCUGGUCUGGUACGUGGCACAUCAUCGAAUAUUGUACCCCCAGACUUGUAUUAGGUUGUGGGCACAGGUAUGGGUUUCCAAGGGAUCCUGUACAUAUGGCCACCAGUUUGAAAGUUUUGCUAACUCUUGAGGAGCUUCUCUUUUCAAUCUCAGCUGGAUAGAGAGUCUCGAGUAUUGUAAACCAAUCAAGGUUAUCUGUAAAUUCCUUGAUAAUUUUCUGACCAUUGUUCACUUCUGCUCAUCAUAUGUACAUUUCUCCAUGAAUUACCAUCUCCAACCCCUCUGAAUGUGGAUCGUACAUUUGAUGUGGCAAUGUGUCUGUCCACAUCUAAACGAUUUGAUGCUUCAGAAUACAAGGACUAAAUGUAACUACCACAAAUUUCAUACUGUGGUAUUUUCUACUUUGUUAUGUUUUUUUUUUUUCAUUUUUUUUUCACUUUUUCAUUUUCCCAUGAAUUUGAGGAUGUUUAACUCUCUGUGUUUCAAUAUAUUUUUUUUUACAUUUCUUUUAACUAUUCAUUCCAUGUUGAUUGUCUUUUUUUAUGAAUAAUUACACUUGUCAUAAUGAAUUGGAGCAGUUGCUACGUUAGUGACAGCUUGUGGUCUCUUUAUGUUGCGCUGUGCUUUUUUUUGUCCCGUAGCAGUAAGC
Liolophura sinensis is the source of this 4770-nucleotide messenger RNA. Its product is annotated as neural cell adhesion molecule L1-like. Lineage: Eukaryota; Metazoa; Mollusca; Polyplacophora; Chitonida; Chitonidae. The record is from RefSeq and is a predicted model, not a curated record. The coding region runs from base 735 to 2273 and encodes 512 amino acids. The transcript has 14 exons. Gene Ontology annotation, cellular component: neuron projection.